Messenger RNA from Magallana angulata, 1105 nucleotides. RefSeq lists its product as uncharacterized. The coding region runs from base 436 to 840 and encodes 134 amino acids. The record is from RefSeq and is a predicted model, not a curated record. Lineage: Eukaryota; Metazoa; Mollusca; Bivalvia; Ostreida; Ostreidae. The transcript is spliced from 5 exons.
CACAUCCUCGAGAGCUCACUCAAUCAAAAACGGUCUUCUGUCUCCAAGUAUACCGAAACUAAACGUCCUCCAGAGAAACAAUAGAUAUUGGUCGUAACAAAAAACGUGAAUUUCGAGCAAGAGAAGCCAGUUCUUCUUGAUAUCUGCGGUUGCCUGUUAGAUGGAACUUUGGAGCCUGCUAUAAGACUACCAGAGUAUAAAUGUAUUAAGAGAUCUAAUGGGAGCUGUACCGUAGUGAGAAGUUGACGCAUGUAAUUUAAUCAGGAUUGACAAACGGGUGUCAAGUGGGCGACGUCAAGUUGAACAGAAAAUAAAAGACAGAAAAUAAAUAGAAACUUUCAGUCGAGGACUUAAUUUGAGAAGUGUUUUAUGUUUAGGACAAGUUUGACGUGUCAGGGAGAAUUUUAUUCAUCAGCGUGAGUACGUCUUCAGAGCAUGCAAGUGACAACGAUCGAGAACGUCAUCCUUGCGUUUGUUCUGUUUACAAUGACGGUUGCAGGUCAAAUACGAGCGAGGAGAAGGUUUUGCGAAACAUACCCGUUCGCACGUCGAUGUUUGGGGGUAGCAGCCAAGAGAGACGUCACAAGUCUGCAGACCGAGAAUAGCCGGGAACAGAGAUUGUUGGAAAUCGAAAACAUGCUUGAAAACGAAAGGUUUCCAGAAAGAACAGAAUCCCCCGAGACCUUGUUCCCAACCACUUACGUAAAAAGAUCACCUGUCAGUUUACUUGAACAGAUUCUCAACAACAGGCGGCGAUUCGGAUUAAAAAGACAGGAUGAAUUUUCAAUAUCAUUAAAAGGUAUUUCGGAAGAUGACAGCGAUUUCCCGGACGGGUUUUGAUUUUUACUUUUCGACUGACUGAUGUCUUCUGCUUCUUGUUUUUGACGGAACUUAUAUCUCUGCCAUUUACUAAAACAUCACAGUAUGUUGGAAUCGAAUCAGUGUUUUUAUUUAUUGCUCCUCGGAAUAUAAAUUCCCGUUCUGUGAAAAUUCGAACUCAAUUAAUAUUUAUUAACAUUAUAGCCUAAAUUAUAAUAUAUAUUUGUUUUUGUUAUAGUUGUUUUUAGAGUUAAAUUUAUUUUGGAAAUAAAACUGUAAAAAUGUC